Molecule: messenger RNA, 2066 nt
Organism: Bemisia tabaci
Lineage: Eukaryota; Metazoa; Arthropoda; Insecta; Hemiptera; Aleyrodidae
Product: POU domain protein CF1A
Biological process (GO): regulation of transcription by RNA polymerase II
Molecular function (GO): RNA polymerase II cis-regulatory region sequence-specific DNA binding; DNA-binding transcription factor activity, RNA polymerase II-specific
Source: RefSeq, a predicted model, not a curated record
UGAUAACAACCAAUGCAAUAUUAAUUAUUGAUAAAAAGUAGAGAAAGCAAGUGAGAAUUAAAAAAUUUAAUGAACUCAAAACAGUUAAAAUUUUCAGUAAUUAUUCUACUAAAGAUUUCCGUUUGUAGACAAACUAAGUUCUAAUAUUCUACUUUUUCUCUCAAUAAUUGUGUGUUAGUGAGUUUCUGUCAUUACCUACAAGAUUUUGAUUCUCUGCGUUAGUUAAUCACACGAAAUGGAUUUCAAGUCACAGUUGGUCUUGGUCGGUCUGUUAACUCACCUCCAAGAAUUUCCUGUAUGACCUUAUUCUGCGUUCUCAAGGAACCAGUGGGUCUCAAACUACCGAACUUAAACUCUAUAAAACUGCUGCAGCGGCUGUGUACAGUUGGAAUCAUGCAUGAUUACAUGGAUCUCUCGCAUCUCUCACAAAAGGUUAGUCCCGGAUCUCCUCACAGUCAGCAUUCAGAUGUGGAUCCUUUGUGUCUCUCACCAAAUGCUAGUUCUGGAUCCCCUCAAAGUCAGCAUUCAGACGCCUCCUCAGGUAAAGAACAUGAUCCUCCAACCAUGGACGAACUCGAUGUCUUCGUCAAGCAAUUCAAGAAGAGACGAAUCAAUCUAGGAUUCAGUCAAAGUGCUGUUGGAUCUGCUUUAGGUCCAUUAUGUGGCCAUGAGAUUCCACAGGCAAUAAUUUCAAGGUUUGAAGCAUCCAUGUUAAAAUUUAAAAAUAUGUGCAAAUUGAAGGUGUUUCUGCAGAAGUGGUUAGACGAAGCCACCAGUAUGUCAGUAUCUGCAACUAGUAUUGGUCAUGCUUCUGCACAGAGUGGAAACAAAAGAAAACGGCAAGGUAAAGAUGACUCACAAAAACUUGCAUUGGAGCAACAUUUCCACCAGCAGCCAAAGCCUUCAAGCUGUGAAAUCUCUUCAAUAGCAGAUAGCUUGCAACUUGAAAAGAAAUUAGUCAGGCAUUGGUUUGGUAAUAGGCGGCAGAAAGAAAAAAGAAUGACUAUGCCUAUUAGGAUAGAAAGGUCCCAAGAUCGCCCCUUGGAUAGUAAAAAGAGUUCUGGACCAUCUGAGCAGAAAAGAAAAAAAGACAACCAGUCUUCAUGACAGAUCCGUUUACUUGUUAAGUUGGUACUCUAAGCAGCUCUGCUGUUGGUUAUAAACAAGAUUUUCUCUCAAUACAUCGUAAAACAAUUUUUUGGAGUCUAAAAAUUCUAGGGUAAGUAAUGGAUCUGACCAUGGAGGAUUGAGUAGGCGCAGAAUGUGCAAGGAAGGGUGAUGCAGUGAAAGGGGUAGCAGACACACCCGGUGUUAAGUUCUUAAGCGUUACGCUCAUUAACUUUAUGAUUUUAUAUUAUAGAAUAAGUUUCUCUAUUUUCUUUCCAGAUUUUCAUAUUUAUUCCGGAAGCUGAAUUCCAUCUUAAGUCAUUUCAUUCAUACCCAUAUACCAUUUUUUUGUUUGCGAACACGCAAACUUCACCACAUCUCAACCAUCCAGUCUCAACUCUUGAUUUUUCAUUCAAGCCUGAUAGUUUAAAAGGAAUUUAUGUCGGAAUGGGUGCCUCUGUGGCUUUCAGCGUGGGAAGGGGUAGAGAAGGAACGUUAGCGUGAGGCCCUACAGCCAUCAGGGUUCUGGGACAAAGUCCCCCCUUUUCUAAGCUACCCGCACAGCAGUGCCCUUGUGCGAUACACAUUCUGUAGCUAUGGUCACAGCGUUUUCAAUUGUGGAUGGUUAUCAGGAUUACCCAUGUGCUUGACUCCUUGUUUCGACUAGUAAAUCAUGUUAAUUCCAUGGUAUUCAGGCUUUUUAUUUUGAUGAAUUCAACACAUGUACCUGCUGAGGAGAUGCCCCUGACUUCAUUGACUUUGUUUGAAUUAUCUCUGUUGUCUGAAUUCUACAGUAAAGUACUUAUUUAUUAUGAUAUGACAUGCCUGUCUUUCCCAUUAUCCAAGUUGUCAAAGGACCCGAAUUGCCAGUAUUUGACUCGAGAAAAAGAGUUCUUUCAAUGUUAUGUAUUCAUGUGACAUGUAGCAAAACCAACAAAUAAAUGAUUAAAACAAAGUAA